GCUACUGGUAAGUGACUAACACUUUUACACACUGAACUGGUCCUGAGAACUGAGAUGUCUUCUUUAUAAGUGAAGAAUAUACAACAUAAUCUUGAAGAACCGCGCAGUGGUGUGAGCCAGAGGCAUACUGUGUGUGGGUGUGUAAUGGACUGAGAAACAGACAAAUUAAUCUUGUUGAAAGGAUUUUUCAUCUUUUGUUUCUAUUUGCCAGUGCUAGUCAGUGUUUUGCUGGCUUAGAUUGUUACCUUUUUCUGGUUCCUUUUUCUGUUUCAUUCUAAUGGGUCCCAGAAAUCCCUCUCCUGACCCGUUAUCAGAAUCAGAAAGUGAGGAAGAAGAAAAUGCUAACUACCUAAAUGAGAGUUCUGGGGAAGAGUGGGAUUCCUCUGAAGAAGAGGACCCUGUGGUGCCCAACCUAACGCCUCUUGAGAGUCUUGCCUGGCAGGUUAAGUGCCUUUUAAAAUAUUCUACAACUUGGAAACCGUUAAAUCCUAAUUCCUGGUUAUAUCAUGCUAAACUCUUGGAUCCAAGCACACCGGUCCAUAUACUUCGAGAGAUAGGGCUAAGACUCUCGCAUUGUUCCCAUUGUGUACCCAAACUGGAACCAAUUCCUGAAUGGCCUCCUCUGGCUUCUUGUGGAGUCCCACCUUUUCAAAAGCCCCUUACAAGUCCCAGCCGGCUUUCUAGAGAUCACGCCACUCUAAAUGGAGCACUGCAAUUUGCUACCAAACAGUUAAGCCGAACAUUGAGUAGAGCCACUCCCAUACCUGAAUACCUAAAACAGAUCCCUAAUUCAUGUGUUUCUGGUUGUUGCUGUGGCUGGUUAACUAAAACAGUUAAGGAAACAACCCGCACUGAACCCAUCAACACUACUUACUCCUACACUGACUUCCAAAAGGCAGUUAACAAACUCCUAACUGCAUCACUAUAAAGAUCCACCAUUUGUUCUGCUACCUCCUGCUGUUAUUUGAGACAGGAGUACAAAGUUACACAGCCCACAGUUGAGAAACUAAUGCUUUCUCAACCAAACCAUGCCCUGUCCUGGCAGGCUGAAGUACUACCAAGUAUUGAAUAUAUACCCAAGAGUCCCAUAACUCACCUGCAGAAAAUGUGCAUUGUGAGCAUUCCCUUUAACAGACCAUGUCGAUAAAAUGAGAACUUCAAUGGCGAAUUAGUCAAAGGGACCAUAUUAUAAAAGAUAAGUUGACUGUUCUCCACACUCAGUUCUCCCCCCAAUUUAUUCUGCCUGUCUGAAUUAGGGAUUCCUAUUUUUUUGGGAGGGAGUGCAGUCUCAAACCUAGCCUACUCCUCUCUAGACCUAUCACGGUACCUGCAGUUACUGCAUAAACUUUUUAUAUCGUAGGCUCCCACCAGGCUGUCUCUAGCUAAAUUGGCCUACAAGGUCAUACCUGGGGAUUAAACAGACACUUGUUUUGUAGGGAAUAUGUUUCCUCCAUCUUGGCACCCAGACAUUAGUCAAGAGCAAAUAAAACACAUUCUAAAAGACCAAUGGGAAAGGAUUAAAAGAGCAUUUAUGCUUUCAGUAUUAACUGCUAGUGGAUUAAAGUAUUUCAUCUGUAUAGUGUUCUCUGGAGCUGUACUUUAGGCACUUUCCACAUCCAUUGCAAACUUUUCAAGAACCCUUCUAACUUUAAAGAACCUUACUACAAAAAGUUUUAGCCUAAUACAGUCUGAAGUUAAAGAAUUUUUUAGCAUUCUUGUUUCUACAUAGAUUAGAUUUCUGUCUAGCUAAACAAAGAGAAUGUACCCUUGUAAAUGAGUCUUGCUAUGUUUAUUUACAUGAGUCAAAACAUAGAAAUCAACAUACAUAAAAUGCAUGAGACCAUUAAAUCUUUUCGCACACCUACAAUAAAGAGUGAAACCUGUGUGUGAUCCUGGUUGACUGGCAUCUAAAGGGACUCAGAAAGUAGAUUGUUAAAGAUAUAACAUAUAUCCUCUUCCUUGUUUUAGUUUUGCUUUUUCCUGUUCUCCAUAAUUAAGUGCUGUAUACAAUGUGGCAUCAAAAAAUCGAAGCAUUAAUGGAUUCACAGAUUUUAUAUAUGUAUAGCAACUUUGAGGAGAGAAGAAUUUAUGACCUAAUGAGUUAUUUCUGCUGAGCCUUAGUUGUCUUGUCUUAAGAAAAAAGGAGGCAAUUGUAGUAGGUAGAAAAAAAUAAUUAGUAGUGGAAAAUUGCUGAACUGAAACUAUAUCAUACUGUUAGUGUAACUGAAUGUGUCAGAAACUGAUCCUAUGUAGAUGAUCUGUGAAACUGGUUUUUAAAAUGCUACAAGAACCUGUUUCUUUCUUUAAGGGGGAGGUGGGGCGAUGUAGGGAGGUCUAAAAAUUAAAAUAUGUUGAUGUUUAUGUAACCAUACUAUGUUCGUUUUUCUGUGAUGUGUGUGUAUAUAAAAGUGCCUUGCUCAUGAAUGCAUUUUUGCUAUUCCCUCCAAAAGGAACCUUUUCCCCAGCUUCGCAGCUGAAUAAACCAACAGUUUUGUAUAUGCUGAA
Molecule: messenger RNA, 2505 nt
Organism: Diceros bicornis minor
Lineage: Eukaryota; Metazoa; Chordata; Mammalia; Perissodactyla; Rhinocerotidae
Gene: DCAF16
Product: DDB1 and CUL4 associated factor 16
Exons: 1
Coding region: 278-928 (216 amino acids)
Cellular component (GO): Cul4-RING E3 ubiquitin ligase complex
Source: RefSeq, a predicted model, not a curated record